GGACAGGAUGCUUCUUUAUUCAAGACUAAUCAAAAAUUAAAGAAACAGAUACAGGAGUUACAAGAAGAAAAUAAUCUCUUCAAAGUUAAAUUUGAAAUUCUCCUGAAUAUGGUAUUUUCAAAAGGAAUAUAUGGUUCUACCUAUAAAAAGAAUAAUUACUAGCAUUUGUAUUGAAAAGAAGUAUUCGCAAUGGUGUCUAAAUUACCUCUAGUUGUUAUAUUAGGAGCAACUGGAUCAGGUAAAACUAAAUUAUCGCUUGAAUUAGCUAAAAAGUUUGGCGGUGAAAUAAUUAGUGCUGAUUCUAUGCAAAUUUAUAAAGGCCUCGAUAUAAUUUCUGCAAAAGUAACCAAAGAAGAACAGCAAAUUGCUCCUCAUCAUCUAAUUGACAUCCUCAAACCAGAAGAAACUUACACAGUUAUAGAAUAUAGGAAUAAAGCAAAAGGAAUUAUUGACGAUUUGUUUUCCAAAAAUAAACUUCCUAUAGUAGUUGGAGGAACCAACUAUUAUAUAGAAGCAUUGUUAUGGAAUAUAUUAGUGGACAACUGUGGAGAAAACCUCAAGAGACCAUCUUCUGAAGUAUUCAACGAAGAAUUUAAUCAUUUACCUAGUCCAGAACUGCAUAAGAAAUUAACAUUAUUAGAUCCUGAAAUGGCAAGAAGGUUACAUCCUAAUAAUAGAAGAAAAAUACUGCGAUCUCUAGAAGUGUUUCACGAUAAAAGUAGAAAACUCAGUGAUAUUUUGGACGAACAGCACAAUUCAAAAGGUGGUUCUAAAACAUGUGGUGGCCUACGUUACCCUAACUCAUUAAUUUUCUGGGUACAAUGUAGUCAAGCAGUACUAGAUGAAAGACUUAACAAACGAGUAGAUGAAAUGAUGAAGGAGGGACUGAUAGAAGAACUCCUGAAAUUUCAGAGACAUUUCCAAAAUCCAGAUUACACAAAAGGAAUGCUACAGUCUAUUGGAUUCAAAGAAUUUCAUUCCUUUCUUACACUUCCAGAAUCUCAAAGGAAUGAAGAAUUAGGACAGGAAAGAUUACAAGAAGGUACCGAAAUGUUGAAAAUAGCAACAAGAAGAUAUUCAAGAAAACAGGUCAAGUGGAUAAAUAAUAGAUUCUUGGCUAGAAACGAUAGAACUGUACCACCCAUUUACGGUUUAGACGCUACAGAUGUUUCAGCAUGGACUGAGAAUGUGUUCGGCAAAGCAAGUGAUAUUGUGGAUUCAUAUUUGUUAGGCACACCUUGCCCUCACGAGAGAUUACCCAAUUUAGAAAAAGUGUCUACUGCCAAUGUAGAUUUCCUCACGUAUAAAUGCAAAAUUUGUGAUAGAGUAUUUGUAGGAAAAGAACAAUGGAAUAUUCAUUUAAGGUCUAGAAAACAUAAAAAAACGAAAGAAAAACAAAACUCUGCUUUAUUGAAAAUUGAAUCACCUGCACAAAAUGAUGAAAUUUCUCUUAGUACCGAGACAAUAGCAGUGGAAAAACUUGAGAAAACUAAUUAAAUUACUUUUGAGAUUAUGCUUCAAUUCUGCAUAUUUUUCAAAUAAAGAAUGUAAAUAUAUUUUUACCAUUAGCUUGAUAUUCGAAAUGUGAAACUAAACUUUUAAUGAUCGAUAUCAACUUGAAUGAAAAAAAAAUCUUUUUAGUAUUACAAUUUUUUUCUUUUAGCUAACACAAACAACUGCAGAAAGUCAUCUCCAACAAAGGGAAAUUGAAAAAUUGAGGAAAUUAGACAACAGAUAACAAUAAAAUAUUAAUUUAUUCUUAAGAUAAUGUACAAAAAUAUAAAAAUUGACUUAUGAAUUAGGGCACCGUUGUCUGGUAUGGCCUGAAAAAAAAAACAAGUUAUAUUCCUUAUGAAAAAGAAGACAUGAAUAAAGACAAAUUGAUAUUAAA
Molecule: messenger RNA, 1891 nt
Organism: Harmonia axyridis
Lineage: Eukaryota; Metazoa; Arthropoda; Insecta; Coleoptera; Coccinellidae
Product: tRNA dimethylallyltransferase
Exons: 2
Coding region: 190-1497 (435 amino acids)
Biological process (GO): tRNA modification
Cellular component (GO): mitochondrion
Molecular function (GO): tRNA dimethylallyltransferase activity
Source: RefSeq, a predicted model, not a curated record